AUGAGAGUACUUCCAAUAACUUUUGGUAUAUUAACCGUGUGCGGCUUUUGGAGACCCAUAAGCUUGGAGUCGUCUAUUCCAAAACAGAUGUAUAAUUGUUAUUCGAUAUUUAUGUGCUUUUUAAUAUACACCUUCACAUUGAGUCACUUAAUAGACAUUGUAAUAAGUGCAGCUGAUUUUGAAAGCUUGACUGGAAGUUGCUUUAUGCUGCUGUCCAUGAUGAACGUUUGUUGUAAAAUGACGAAUAUAUUGUACUUUCGUAAGAAUAUAGUAGAACUAUUACAAAUACUUGCUAGUGAUCAUUGUACUGCUAAAGAUGUCGUAGAGAGAGAUAUCGAAAAAAAAUUCCACAAAAGAGCCAGAUCCGUUACCCUAUGCUACUGGAUAUUAACGGAAACAACGUGCAUGUUAAUAACUUUAAGAACAUUUUUUGGUAGCUCUAAACAAAUUUUACCUUUCAAGGCUUGGAUUCCUUACGAAAUAACGGGCCUCGCUGUUUACUGGACAACUUUCUUUCAUCAAACGAUUGCACACGUGGCAGCAGCCAAUUUACAAAUUGCUAAUGAAACUUUGAUUUGUGGUCUAAUGAUACAAGCGUGUUCGCAGUUGGAAAUAUUGAAAUACCGAUUAAAGAAGAUACCCGAUGAGUCGAAAAUUGAUAAAUUUCCUCUACAAAGUACUGUAAAUAAUGCUCAAAAUACUAAUAAAAAAGAUACGAAGACAUUGUUGGUAAAUUGUAUUGAUCAUCAUCGACGUAUUAUCGAAUUUUCUGAAAAGUUAAAUAGCACCUUCAACGUAAUAUUAUUUGUUCAAUUUGCCAUUAGCUCGUUAGUGUUAUGUUCAAGCGUGUAUUUGUUAUCAAAAAUGAAAUUGGUUAGUGUGCAUUUUAUGUCACUUUCCUUAUACUUAUCAUGCAUGCUUUAUCAGAUAUUUUUGUUCUGUUGGUAUGGGAAUGAAGUUAUAUUGCAGAGUCUUGAUUUAGGAAAUGCCGUUUACCAUAUGGAUUGGACCAUAUUGAGCACAGAAGAUAAGAAAAAACUAUUAAUAGUUAUAUUACUAGUUCGAAAACCGAUACAAUUUACAAGCAGCUUCCUUGUCAGUCUAUCAAUCGAAUCUUAUUGUAAAAUAUUAAAAACAUCAUAUUCUGUUUUCAAUCUAUUACAAAGAACAUCGAUAUGA
Messenger RNA from Nasonia vitripennis (jewel wasp), 1179 nucleotides. RefSeq names its product odorant receptor 82 (gene Or82). Gene Ontology annotation, cellular component: plasma membrane. NCBI's taxonomy places the organism in Eukaryota, Metazoa, Arthropoda, Insecta, Hymenoptera, Pteromalidae. Gene Ontology annotation, molecular function: odorant binding; olfactory receptor activity. Gene Ontology annotation, biological process: detection of chemical stimulus involved in sensory perception of smell; sensory perception of smell. The coding region runs from base 1 to 1179 and encodes 392 amino acids. The transcript has 5 exons. The record is from RefSeq and is marked inferred.